Molecule: messenger RNA, 911 nt
Organism: Canariomyces notabilis
Lineage: Eukaryota; Fungi; Ascomycota; Sordariomycetes; Sordariales; Chaetomiaceae
Exons: 2
Coding region: 333-788 (151 amino acids)
Source: RefSeq, a predicted model, not a curated record
AGACCUUCACAUCUGACUUUGAAGAUGCUUGGCAAUUCCAUUCUCUGGAUAACAACACUCCGGAAACUGGAUUCAGCGGCUACUCUGCUGGAGAUUCCGUCAUUGCUGGUCCCGUGUACUCUGUGGCUUGCCCUCCGGCCAGCCACGCCCUAGGGGAGUAGUUCUCUGGAACCACGACCAACAUUCUGACUGGAACGCCUCCAGUAAACGACAGCCUGCUUGAGCAACCAUUACUACUAGAUCCUUUUUCGGUUAACAUCCUUCCCGAUCUUGACAUCCCGCAAGCAUACACCUCUUACGACAGCAGCACCUUUUACGACAACAGCAUCUCCAUGCCUCACUUGUACAAUUCCCAGCCCGAAGUACCGAUCGCGUCUCACCACACUAUGCCUCUUAGUUUCUCAGAAUCCCAGACUUCCCAGACAACUUCAGACGGCAGCGACAGCGAAGGAAGCUCAUCAGUAACCUCCACGAGAGACAACUACUUCCCAUGCCACUGGAAGGACCCAAAGGAGCCGAACUUGCCAAAGUGCCAAAAGAUCUGCAGCACGCGUGAGAAACUGAGGAAACAUCGGCUGAAGCAUAGUAGGCCGAAAAACUGCACUUAUUGCGACUACACCGCCGCUGGAAGAAAAGACAUUGACCGCCACAAAGCUGUGCAUCACCCCAAUGAAGCCAGCGAGGAAGGCGUUAACAAGAGACAAAGUGUCUGCCCACUUUGUGGCCAGAAAGGCCGGUACGAUAAUAUAAAGCGACAUAUCAGAACGCGACACAAGGGGAAGAUCUGAAUCGUUCUGUUUAGGGAUCGGUGGCUGGUUCAAGAGGAGCUUACGUCUGUUUUCUUUUCUCUUUUCUCUUUUCGUCCCUGUUAUCUCGCUGUAUCUGCUGCUUCCUUCUUUUUGCUCCGGGUG